Messenger RNA from Oenanthe melanoleuca, 4034 nucleotides. It is a transcript of the gene NPC1L1, whose product is annotated as NPC1 like intracellular cholesterol transporter 1. NCBI's taxonomy places the organism in Eukaryota, Metazoa, Chordata, Aves, Passeriformes, Muscicapidae. The coding region runs from base 36 to 3968 and encodes 1310 amino acids. The transcript is spliced from 19 exons. The record is from RefSeq and is a predicted model, not a curated record. Gene Ontology annotation, cellular component: membrane.
AGGCGCGGGUGGCACUUGGGGACACCCCUGUCAGCAUGGCCGGGACCCUGGCACUGCCCGCGGCGCUGCUGGCCGCGCUGCUGGCGCUGGCCGCGCCGUCGCUGACCCCCCGGCACCAGCGCGGCUUCUGCGCCUUCUACGGCGAGUGCGGGCGGAACCCCGAGGUGAACGUGUCGCUGCUGCCCUCGCGGGUGCCCUGCCUGUCCAACACGCCCGCCCGCGGGGCCUCGGCGCCGCUGCUGUCGCUGCUGCGCUCCGUGUGCCCCGAGCUGGUGCGCGACAACGACACCACGCGCGUGUGCUGCAGCUACAACCAGCUGAACGCGCUGCGCCUCAGCGUGGGGCUGUCGGGCGCGGUGCUGGCGCGCUGCCCCGCCUGCGCCCGCAACUUCGCCAACCUCUACUGCCACAACAUCUGCAGCCCCGACCAGAGCCUCUUCACCAACGUCACCCGCGUCGCCCCGUACGCGGCGGUGCCCGGCGCGCUCGCCGUGCUCGAGUACCAGCUCUUCUACCGGCAGCGCUACGCCCAGGCCGCCUUCGAGUCGUGCCGGGAUGUGCGGCUGCCGGCCACGGGCGGCUACGCCAUCGCCACCAUGUGCGGCCGCUACGGCGCGCAGCUCUGCACGGCGCAGCGCUGGCUGGACUUCCAGGGCGACAAGAACAACGGGCUGGCGCCGCUGCAGAUCGACUUCCAGCUGCUGCCCAACUCCUCCGAGCCCGGCCAGGGCAUCGCCCCGCUGGACGCGCCCGUCUGGGGCUGCGACCAGGCGCCGGACGCGGAGCAGGAGCCGUGUUCGUGCCAGGACUGCCCCCGCUCCUGCGCGCCCCUGGUGCCGCCCGCGGCGCCGCGCCCGCCGUUCCGCAUCGGCCGCGCCGACGGGGUGCUGGUCAUCUGCGCGCUGCUGUUCGCCGCGCUCGCCCUGCUCUUCCUGCUGGCCCUGCUGUGCCGCCGCGGAGCGGCCGAGCCGCCGCCGAAGCCGCGGGGCCGCGGCGGGUGCGCGGGGCGGGCGGGCGACGCGUGGCAGCGCGGCCUGGAGCGCGCGUUCCGCCGCUGGGGCACCGUGGUGGCCGCAUGGCCGGUGACCGUGCUGCUGGUGGCCCUGGCGGUGGCCGCGGGGCUGUCGGCCGGGAUAGUGACCCUGCGGCUGACCACGGACCCGGUGGAGCUGUGGUCAGCGCCGGGCAGCCGCGCCCGGCAGGAGAAGGCGUUCCACGACCGGCACUUCGGGCCGUUCCUGCGCACCAACCAGGUCAUCGUGACCGCGCCGGGCCGCCCGAACCGCACCUACGACUCGCUGCUGCUGGGCACCAAGAACUUCAGCGGGGUGCUGGCCGAGGACGUGCUGCUGGCGCUGCUGGAGCUGCAGGACGCGCUGGCGGCCACCACGGCGUGGGCGCCGGGCUCGGGCAGGAACGUCAGCCUGCAGGACGUGUGCUACGCGCCCCUCAACCCCGCCGAGCCCCGCGUGGGCGACUGCGCCGUGUCCAGCGUCACGCAGUACUUCCAGAACAACCGCAGCCGCCUGGCGCUCAGCGCCUGGCAGCAGAACGGCGACCAGCAGGGCACCGUGGACUGGCACGACCACAUCAUCUACUGCGUCAACUCCCCGCUCUCCUUCAAGGACAUCACGGCGCUGGAGCUGAGCUGCAUGGCCGAGUACGGCGGGCCCGUGUUCCCCUACAUCGCCCUGGGCGGCUACCGCGAGUCCGAGUACACGGAGGCCGAGGCGCUCAUUGUCACCUACUCGCUCAACAACUUCGCGGCCGGGGACCCGCGCCUCGAGUGGGUGCUCGAGUGGGAGCGCCGGUUCCUGGACGUGGUGCGCGACUUCCAGCGGCGGCACCGCCACAACCUCUCGGUCACCUUCAUGGCCGAGCGCUCCCUGGAGGACGAGAUCAACCGCACGAGCGGGGAGGACAUCCCGGUGUUCGCCACCAGUUACCUGCUGGUGUUCGCCUACAUCGCGCUGGCCCUGGGCGAGUACACGGCCUGGCGGCGGGUCCUGGUGGAGUCCAAGGUGACGCUGGCGCUCGGGGGCAUCGUGGUGGUGCUGGGCGCGGUGCUGGCCGCCAUGGGGCUGCUGGCGCUGCUCGGGCUGCCCUCGUCCCUCAUCAUCAUCGAGGUCGUGCCCUUCCUCGUGCUGGCCGUGGGCGCCGACAACAUCUUCAUCUUCGUGCAGGAGCUGCAGCAGUCGCAGCGGGAGCCGGGCGAGACGCGGGAGCAGCACGUGGGGCGGGUGCUGGCGCAGGUGGCACCGAGCAUGCUGCUCUGCAGCACCUCCGAGGCCGUCUGCUUCCUGCUCGGCGCGCUCUCCUCCAUGCCCGCCGUGCGCACCUUCGCGCUCACGGCCUCGCUCGCCAUCGCCCUGGAUUUCCUGCUGCAAAUGUCGGGGUUCGUGGCGCUGGUGGCGCUGGACUAUCGGCGACAGGAGGCCGGCCGCUUCGACCUGUGCUGCUGCUGCGGGACGGGCAAGGGGGCCCCGGCCGGGGCGGGGGCGCGGCUGCUGCGCCCCCUCCUCGAGCGCUACUUCACCCCCGUGCUGCUGCACCGCUGCGUGCGGCCCGCCGUGGUGCUGCUGUUCCUGUUCCUGGCCUGUGCCGGGCUCUUCCUGCUGUUCCAGGUGUCCGUGGGGCUGGACCAGGAGCUGGCGCUGCCCGAGGACUCGUACAUGCUCCAGUACUUCUCGGCACUGAACCAGUACCUGGCCGUGGGUGUCCCCACCUACUUUGUCACCACGGGCGGCUACAACUUCUCGUCGGCCGAGGGCACCAACGCCAUCUGCUCCAGCUCGGGCUGCGACAACGACUCUCUGACCCAGACCAUCCAGCUGGCCACGGCCUUCCCCAACGUGUCCUACCUGGCCAUCCCGGCCACCUCGUGGGUGGACGAUUUCCUGGACUGGCUGAACCCCAUGGGGCGCUGCUGCCGCAUCCACUGGUUCGGGGAGCACAAGGGCGAGUUCUGCCCCUCCACCAGCGACGACGCGAGCUGCGUGCUGGGCCAGUGCCUGAAGACGCCGCGCCGCCCCACGGCCCAGGAGUUCGAGCGCUUCCUGCCCUGGUUCCUGCAGGACCGGCCCACGCUGCACUGCGCCAAGGGUGGCCUGGGCGCCUACGACACCGCUGUGAGCAGGGACGCCAACGGCACCAUCCUGGCCUCGCGGUUCAUGGCGUACCAGCGGCCGCUCCGCACGUCCCAGGAGUACACGGCCGCGCUGCGCGCCGCCCGCGCGCUGGCCGAGCGCAUCACCCGCACCCUGCGCGCCGUGCCCGGCACCGACCCCGCCUUCCGCGUCUUCCCCUACACGGUGACGUACGUGUACUACGAGCAGUACCUGACGGUGGUGUACGAGGGGCUGGUGACGCUGGCGCUGUGCCUGGUGCCCACCUUCGCCGUGUCCUUCCUGCUGCUGGGCAUGGACGCGCGCUCCAGCCUGGCCACGCUGCUGACCAUCGCCCUGGUGCUGCUGGACACCGUGGGCUUCAUGGCGCUCUGGGGCGUGCCCUACAACGCCGUGGCGCUCAUCAACCUGGUGGCGGCCGUGGGCAUCUCGGUGGAGUUCGUGUCCCACAUCACCUGCGCCUUCGCCCGCAGCUGCCAGCCCACGCGGGUGGCACGGGCCAGGGAGGCCACUGUCACCAUGGGCAGCAAGGUGGUGGCGGGGGUGGCCAUGACCAACCUGCCGGGCGUGGUGGUGCUGGCGUUCGCCAAGGCGCGGCUCAUCCAGAUCUUCUUCUUCCGCCUCAACCUCAUCAUCACCCUGGUGGGGCUGGCGCACGGCCUCGUGUUCCUGCCCGUGCUGCUGAGCUACAUCGGGCCCAGGCCGCGGGUGCCAGCGGGGCAGGACUCGCCGGGGGACGCGGGGCUGGGCCUUGGCAACCCCGGCUUCAAGGACACGGACACGGGCAAGGACAAGGACAAGGACAAGGACAAGGACAAGGACAAGGCACUGGCGAAGGGCUGAGCCCCCCUGCCCCCCACUCCUCCCCUGUGCCCCUCUCCCCUUUCUAUUUAAACUGGUUUUGUCACA